Molecule: messenger RNA, 2721 nt
Organism: Punica granatum (pomegranate)
Lineage: Eukaryota; Viridiplantae; Streptophyta; Magnoliopsida; Myrtales; Lythraceae
Source: RefSeq, a predicted model, not a curated record
GAAAGGAGAGAUGGUUGGCAUCUCCCCUGACAGGGACGGGAACAGCCUUCGGGCUUUACCUGUUACCACACAUCCGGUUAAGGCUACCCACCUUCGUGGUGGAUCUCUAACCCAAUUUUUUUUUAGCUUUAUUUUCUUUUCAUUUAUCGGCAAUUUCACUGUGAAAAAUCAAGAAAACUGUCCCGGGGAUUUGCCCGAGAUAUUAGUAGCUUGUUUUGCUCUUUGAAUGCAGAAGAUAAGGCCCCAAAACUAUUCGGGGAUAAACCCUUCUGCCAUUUCUCCUUCUUGCUCAUUCUUCCUCUUCUCUUUCCAUGGCGUCUACGGUCUCUGCCGCUAUAGACCUCCCGUGUUCUCUGUCAAAUCCAGCCGACCCCAAGAACCGAAAUUGCUUCACCAGUUCCUUCAAGCCUCAUCCCUCAAGGAGGAGAUUCUUUGUCGUCUGCAGUGCUCCCAAGUCUCCAACGAGGGCUCCGGAGAGUUUUUCUGAGCAGAGCAGGAACAACCCAUCUUUGUCGGAGCAGCUGAAGCCUCUUUCCACAACUACGCUCUCCGCGCCGACAACUGCCCAGACGCAUGUCCUCAAAUCGAAGCCCAAGUCAACCUGGGUCAACCCCACGAGGUCCAAGCGCUCUGUGCUCAACCCUCGGAGACAGAAGCGGUCCCAGCACUCGUACAACCCCCGGGUUAAAGAGCUCAGGCUCUUUGCGCAGAAGCUGAAUGAGUGUGAGUCCUCUGAAAGUUCCUUCCUGUCUGUUCUCGAAGAGAUCCCUCACCCUCCCACCAGGGAAAAUGCACUUUUGAUCCUCAACAGCUUGAAAUCCUGGCAAAAGACCCACCUUUUCUUCAACUGGGUCAAGACCCAGAACUCAUUCCCCAUGGAGACCAUAUUCUACAACGUCACAAUGAAGUCCCUGAGGUUUGGGAGGCAAUUUCAGCUCGUUGAGGAACUUGCCAAUGAGAUGAUUAGCAAUGAGAUUGAUCUCGAUAACAUCACGUACUCCACCAUCAUUACCUGUGCCAAAAGGUGCUACCUUUUCGACAAAGCCGUAGAGUGGUUCGAGAGAAUGUAUCGAACCGGUCUAAUGCCUGAUGAGGUCACUUACUCUGCUAUCUUAGACGUGUAUGCUAAGUUGGGGAAAGUAGAGGAGGUGCUGAGUUUGUAUGAGAGGGCGAGGGCCACCGGAUGGAAGCCUGACCCCGUCACAUUCUCCGUCUUAGCUAAGAUGUUCGGAGAAGCUGGGGAUUAUGAUGGCAUUCGGUACGUGUUGGAGGAAAUGAGAUCUCUUGGAGUGAAGCCUAAUGUAGUCGUCUACAAUACCUUGUUGGAGGCAAUGGGCAAGGCUGGAAAGCCUGGUCUCGCAAGGAGUUUAUUCGAGGAAAUGGUCGAAUCAGGGUUGACCCCAAAUGAGAAGACCUUAACUGCCCUCGUAAAGAUUUACGGAAAAGCACGGUGGGCUAGAGAUGCCCUCGAGCUGUGGGAGCGUAUGAGGUCCAACGGAUGGCCCAUGGACUUCUUCCUUUAUAACACACUGUUGAGUAUGUGCGCUGAUCUUGGCCUCGUGGAGGAGGCUGAGAGGCUGUUCGAGGACAUGAAACAGUCGGAGAGUUCUCGACCGGAUAGCUGGAGCUACACCGCGAUGCUAAACAUACAUGGCAGUGAUGGAAAUUCGGACAGAGCUAUGGAGUUGUUUGAAGAGUUGUCCCGAUCAGGGGUUGAGCUCAAUGUGAUGGGAUGCACGUGCUUGAUUCAGUGCUUGGGGAAGGCAGGAAGAGUCGAUGAUUUGGUAAGGGUUUUUGAUGCUUCGGUCAAUCGCGGGGUCCAGCCCGAUGAUCGUCUUUGCGGUUGUUUGCUCUCAGUGGCUUCGAUGCGCGAAGAGGGUGAGGAUCUGCACAAGGUUCUUGGUUGUUUGGGUAGAGCGAACCCAAAGUUAGUUGCCUUCGUGAAGCUCCUUCAAGAAGAGAGUGUGAAUUUUGAGAAAGUAACCGUAGAGUUUAAGAGUAUUAUCAGUGAGACCGCAGUCGAAGCUAGGAGACCUUUUUGCAACUGCCUGAUUGAUAUAUGCCGAAACCAGAACUUGCACGAUAGGGCCCAUGAGCUCCUGUACUUGGGAAUUAUGUAUGGGCUAUAUCCAGGUUUGCACAACAAGACUGCUGAUGAAUGGAGUCUAGAUGUUCGGUCACUCUCGGUUGGGGCUGCGCAGACGGCGCUCGAGGAGUGGAUGAGGACCUUGUCUAGGAUCGUGAAGCGCGAGGAAGCGCUGCCCGAGGUAUUUUCAGCCCAAACAGGCACAGGAGCCCACAAAUUUUCUCAGGGACUUGCAAAUGCCUUCGCCUCUCACGUAGGCAAGCUUGCUGCCCCCUUUAGGCAAAGUGAGGAGAGGGCGGGUUGGUUCGUGGCAACCCGCGAGGAUUUGGUGUCAUGGGUCCAGUCCCAGAAUCCACCUGCUGUCGCAGCAUAAGUUGGAUGCUCGGGAUGUAAUUAAAGGAGGAAAACUUGUUCCUUGAUGGAUACUUUAGAUGUUUAUACUGCUUAUUUGUUGUUUAUUUUAGGGAGCAGCUUAAUGGUGAAGAAAAUCAAGAUCUGUAUUGCUCUUGCUGGUUGUAGGUCAGCAGUUACGAACUCUGCAUUACACGCUGCACCGCAUUGAUAGCUGAGCAGAUUUGACUGGCAACAUGCCAACAUCUUAUAAUUAAGGCUUCACGCGUUCAGCUUUGACCAUU